This is a messenger RNA of Naumovozyma castellii, 1632 nucleotides long. RefSeq names its product FACT complex subunit POB3 (gene POB3). The transcript has a single exon. The record is from RefSeq and is a predicted model, not a curated record. The coding region runs from base 1 to 1632 and encodes 543 amino acids. NCBI's taxonomy places the organism in Eukaryota, Fungi, Ascomycota, Saccharomycetes, Saccharomycetales, Saccharomycetaceae.
AUGAGUGCUGAUUUUGAUAGAAUUUAUUUGAAUCAAUCCAAAUUUAACGGGAGAUUCCGUAUAGCUGAUUCAGGUUUGGGUUGGAAAGCCGCUGCUAAUGGUGGUUCGGCAUCUACUCAAGCAAAGGCACCAUUUCUUUUGCCUGCCACUGAACUAUCUACUGUACAAUGGAGUAGAGGAUGUAGGGGAUAUGAACUAAAAAUCAACACCAAAAAUCAGGGUGUAAUCCAGUUAGAUGGGUUUUCUCAGGAUGAUUUUAAUAUAAUAAAGAGUGAUUUCCAUCGUAGAUUUAGCAUACAAGUGGAACACAAGGAACAUUCUCUUCGUGGGUGGAAUUGGGGUAAGACUGAUUUAGCUAGAAAUGAAUUAGUCUUUGCUUUGAAUGGGAAGCCGACCUUUGAAAUUCCCUAUUCUCAUAUUAACAACACUAAUCUGACAUCCAAAAAUGAAGUUGGUAUCGAGUUUAAUAUCCAAGAUGAAGAAUAUCAACCAGCUGGUGACGAAUUGGUGGAAAUGAGAUUUUAUCUACCUGGGACCAUCGAGACAAACAAUGAGGAUGAGUUGCCCAAAAUUGAAGCAGAGGAUGGUAUUAAAGAAGAAGCUGCUGUAGAUAAAGAAGAGAAAAGUUUAGCUGAAUCAUUCUAUGAAGAAUUGAAAGAAAAGGCAGACAUUGGAGAGGUAGCUGGUGAUGCUAUUGUCUCAUUCCAAGAUGUUUUCUUCGCAACUCCAAGAGGUCGUUAUGACAUUGAUGUUUAUAAGAAUUCUAUCAGAUUGAGAGGUAAAACGUAUGAAUAUAAAUUACAGCAUCGUCAAAUCCAAAGAAUUGUAUCUUUACCAAAGGCUGAUGAUAUACAUCACUUGAUUGUGUUAGCCAUCGAACCACCUCUUCGUCAAGGGCAGACCACUUAUCCAUUCUUGGUAUUACAAUUUCAAAAGGAUGAGGAAACAGAAGUACAAUUGAAUUUAGAGGAUGAGGAUUAUGAAACUAACUAUAAGGAUAAAUUGAAGAAGAGUUAUGAUGCUAAAACUCAUGUUGUUAUAAGUCACGUCUUAAAGGGGUUGACCGGUAAAAGAGUGAUAGUACCCGGCAGUUACACUUCUAAAUUUGAACAAUGUGCAGUAUCCUGUUCCUACAAGGCAAAUGAAGGUUAUCUGUAUCCAUUAGACAAUGCCUUUUUCUUCUUAACAAAACCAACCUUGUAUAUCCCAUUUUCUGAUGUUAGUUCUGUGAAUAUUUCGAGAGCAGGCCAAACGUCGACAUCCUCCAGGACAUUUGACUUGGAAAUUAUUCUUCGUUUAAAUAGAGGCUCUACGACCUUCGGUAAUAUUAGUAAGGAAGAACAACAAUUAUUAGAACAAUUCUUGAAAUCCAAAAAUUUGAGAGUAAAGAAUGAAGAAAAAGAGACUCAAGAAAGGUUACAGAACGCCCUUGGAUCAGAUAGUGAUGAUGAUGGUGAUAUCAAUAUGGGUUCUGCUGGUGAAGAUGACGAAUCCGAAGAUGUUGAUUUCCAUGCCAGUUCCGAAGGUGAAGACGACGUUGCUGAGGAAUUUGAUUCUGACGCCCCUGUUAGUGAUGAAGAGGCUGGCAGUGAUGCUGAUGAAAGGCCAGCAAAGAAGCCAAAGACUGAAUAG